CUUUGUGUGAUGGGUUGGCCUUGGUUGUUGCAUUCUUGCCCUUGGAGGAAGGUGAGGGGGCGUUGGGCGUCGCGAGAUUGACGAGGCCGUUGAUCAAGGCAGUACUUGCUACGAUCCAGAGCCAGAUGGGCAGAUAGCCCUGAGAUGUCGGUGGCAGGAUGGACGAGAUCAUGUUGGACGCCAUUGUAUUGGUGAGGUGAGAGUCAAGAAAGAGCUUCGAUUGAUGGUCCGAGCGGCAAAGCAACGAGGCGGAGGCGGAGACGAGACGGCGGACCGGAACUGGCAGUCCAUCGAGCUCGGCGGCUCAAAACUUUUGGCGGCUGCUGCUGCUUCGGAAGGAGGUUGGGCCUCAUCUUCCUCGUCCUCUCCACCAUCCAGCGCAAUGCCACCAAAAGCGGCAACGACUCGUCCGCGCAAAAGGAGAAGGGCAAGGAAAGCUCGCACAGCUGCUGCUGCUGAAAGUGACUCUUCGUCCAGCAGCAGUAGCAGCAGCAGCAGCUCUUCGAGCUCAGAUUCCUCAGACGAUGAAGAGGACACGAAGAAAGCAGCGGCAGGGUCGGCUGCCGCCGUACGCAGGGCUAAGCUGGCUGCCCUCAAUAGCGGCUCUUCCUCCUCGUCAUCCUCGUCAUCCUCAUCAAGUGACAGCUCAGAUGACGAAAACCAUCAAGCCACCCUUUCGGCAGUUGCAUCGUCGUCUCGCCCAAGACGCGCAGCUUCCCCCUCUACGCUCGAUGGUCGAUCGGACGCCGUCGAGCUCGACAGAUCGCUGCGUUCUUCUCUGCAUGACGAUCCGCAUCUGGGAGUCCUCUCGAGCAGGAGCAACGUACAAGCCUUGGCGUCUUCUUCGUCAAACCCUUUGCCUGCGCGCAUCACGCAGGAGGCAGCCAGGAGACGCAAGGAGCGUCGUGCUGCGAAAGUGCCUUUGAGGGGUGGGGACAUCGUUGGGGCUUCUGAUAGAGAGCAGCGAGACGGAGCGAGGGUAGGCGAUGCAGAGGAGCAAGAUGAUCAGGAGGAGCAGCAAUACCGCCGUCGCACUCGCGAGGCCUUCGGACAGCUCUGGCUCGAGGCCAUGACGAGCGAGUUUGGUGAUGAGCUGGACGCGUUGAGACGGGUGAGUGGACGCUGAACCUCGCUUCAAGUUGAGACCCUCCUGCUGACUUGCUUGCCCUUUAAUCAUGCAGCGCGAGCCCAAUCUUACUCUCCCUGGUCCAGAUUCAAGGUUGCCAUUGCUCAUCGAUGCCCUCUCAGCGGGGGCGGAGACGUUUGCGUCUGGUCCUCGCAAGGCAACAAGGACUGAGCUCGAUGACGACGAAGGAGACGAGGCGGACGAGGUCGGGUUGGUGAUGAGGAGAAGGAACAAAGAGGAG
This is a messenger RNA of Jaminaea rosea, 1367 nucleotides long. RefSeq lists its product as hypothetical. The record is from RefSeq and is a predicted model, not a curated record. Bases 224 to 1126 code for a protein of 300 amino acids. Lineage: Eukaryota; Fungi; Basidiomycota; Exobasidiomycetes; Microstromatales. The transcript has a single exon.